Molecule: messenger RNA, 954 nt
Organism: Aspergillus fumigatus Af293
Lineage: Eukaryota; Fungi; Ascomycota; Eurotiomycetes; Eurotiales; Aspergillaceae
Source: RefSeq, a predicted model, not a curated record
AUGCUGCAGGGACGAGACUGUUUUGAGUAUCAUUCAAUCAUCGGUCAAACGAUACUCACCAUGUCGCCUCGACUGUCAAGGAAGCUGACGCAGCUUCCUACUCUCUUCCUGGGUCUUCCAUCGCUCACUAUCACUGGCAAUGUGUCUGUACGAUCUUUCGGCAUAAAAUCAUUAAAUCCACCUAAACCCUCUCGGUUCAAUAUCGGUCCUGAAUUACCUGUGCUUAAGUCGACUUCCACGGCUGCUUUGGAACGAAAGGCGAAUACUCUACCUCUUCGGACCGGUGCCAUCGCUAUCAAGAAAGGAAUGACCGCUGUAUACGAUGCCGAAACUGGGAAACGCAUCGCUUGCACUGUUCUGCAACUCGAUCGAGUACAAGUCGUCUCACACAAGACAAGACAGACGCAUGGGUAUAAUGCCGUUCAGGUCGGUGCCGGUUGGAAGCAUCCCAGCAAUGUGACAAAGUCACUCUUAGGCCAUUUUUCGACUAACGGUGUCUCGCCAAAGAGACACGUUUACGAGUUCCGUGUCAAAGAUGAGAGUGGCCUCUUACCUGUCGGCCAAACAAUCAAUGCAGACUGGUUUCAGGAAGGUCAGUAUGUCGAUGCCCGGUCUUACUCUAAGGGUAAGGGGUUUGCCGGUGUGAUGAAGCGACACGGCUUCCACGGACAGGACCGCAGUCACGGUGUCAGUUUAACACAUCGGUCACUUGGUUCAGCCGGGCCUAGUCAAGGUGGUGGUUCCAGAGUGUAUCCCGGAAAGAAAAUGGCGGGAAACAUGGGUAAUGAGCAAAAUACCGUGCAGAACUUGAAAGUUCUCAAGGUUGAUGCAGACAACGGUAUUGUCGUUGUCAACGGUUCCGUCAGCGGGCCUAAAGGAUGCGUAGUCAGGAUUCAGGACGCUAUCAAAAAGCCUUGGCCAGAGAUUGCACAUGUAUCCAAAACGGCUGCAUAG